GACUGUGUUGUCAUUCACCCCGUUUCACAAUCACGUCAUCGAUUUUUCAUGGCCAGAUAGUCGGUCGAAUAAAUUUGUAUCCUUGAGACAGCUUUCCCUGUUUUGCUGUUUGUCAAGCUCACAUAAACCAAUCUCAGUUUAGCGUUUCCAGGUGAACACAGGAACAAACCAAAGAUGGCUUUGUGGGAAAUUCACGACGACAUGAACUUCUUCAUCACGGCCGAUAAAUUCUACAUCGAGCCAAACGGGAAGAGUGAAGUACUGAUAAUCGAUCGGAUCAGUCGAGAAUCGUCGCUACAAGUGAAAACUAAUCAGCUGCCACACGGUAUACAAAUCCGAAAGGUGUGCGGUAUUCUGGGUGUGAUAAAAUUGAUCAGUGGCUUUCACCUGAUCGUGGUCACGCAUCGAAUAUUUGUAGGCAUCAUCAACGGACAGGUCAUUUGGCGACUUGCUGGGUUCGACAUCAUUCCAUAUGUGCCCUCGUUGACACAUCUCAGCGAUACUCAGAAAGUCCAAAACAGUGUUUAUUUGGCUAUGAUUCGUCAGGUUUUGGACACACCAUACUACUAUUUUUCGUACACAUAUGACAUCACGCAUUCGCUACAGAGAUUACACUCGAUGCCACCGGAUUUCAUGCAAUCUGGGUUGUACGAACGAGCCGAUUCCCGAUUCGUUUGGAAUGGAUAUCUUCUAAAGCACUUCCACCGACCCGAGCUGAGACAAUAUUGUUUGCCGGUUGUUUUGGGAUUUAUUUCCAUCAAUGAUGUCGUGGUCAACGGUAACAAUUUCCAGUGGAUUAUAGUCUCCCGUCGUUCUGUUCAUCGUGCCGGGACUCGUCUGUUUUGUCGAGGGAUUGAUCAAACCGGAAGCGUAGCAAAUUAUGUCGAAACGGAACAAAUAAUCGACGUCCGGGGCGAUAAGGUAUCGUUUGUGCAAACACGUGGGAGCAUUCCGCUUUUCUGGCGACAGACACCGAAUUUGAAGUACAAACCUCCGCCGGAAUUGGUAGGCGGUCGGGAUCAUUUGAUUGCCUGUUCCAAGCAUCUGGACAUGCAGUUGAUUCAUUACGGUCGCCAGGUGCUAGUCAAUUUGAUCGAUCAUCGCGGCGCAGAGGAUGUCCUGGAAAAGGCUUUCGCCACAACGAUUUCAACCUUGGCCAAUCCGAAUGUGCGAUACGAGUCGUAUGAUUUCCAUGCCGAAUGUCGCAAAAUGCGCUACGAUCGACUGCACAUUCUAAUUGCUCGUUUGGCACACGAACAGGACGAAUUUAGUGUGUUCCACUUGAGACGGGACGGUACGUUGCUGUCAUCACAGGAUGGUGUCUUUCGUACGAACUGUAUCGAUUGUUUGGAUCGGACAAAUGUCGUCCAGAGCAUGCUCGCCAAGCGAAGCCUAGAGCAAAGCCUCAUGAGGCUUGGAGUGUUGACCAGCGGGCAGAAAAUAGAUCCCAAUUCAACAUUCGAAUGGUUAUUCAAAGGUGUUUGGGCCGAUAAUGCUGAUAUGGUUUCCACACAGUACAGCGGAACGGGGGCCUUGAAAACUGAUUUUACUCGCACUGGAAAGCGAACCAAAAUGGGUCUACUUCGCGAUGGCAUAAAUUCGUUAACACGAUACUACAAAAACAAUUUCAAUGAUGGUGUCCGUCAGGAUGCCAUCGAUCUGUUCCUCGGUAAUUACAUCGUCCAGGAUGGAGAGGGCCUUACCGUUCAGUGUCCGCUCGUGAUCCAGAAGGGUUGGAAAUAUGGAACAUUCCCUGUGGUCCUGCUGUUUGCCUUCGCCAUGUUUUUCGCCUCUACGGUGUACCCGCAGGAGUACAACACGGAAAAUUUGCUAUUCAUUCUCUUCUGGGGAUCAAUGGUCGGAGCAACCGGUGCUGGCAUACUCAAAUACGGUGUGGAAUUCGUGGAUUGGCCAAAGCUGCUGCCAGCGACCCGCUCGAAAAUGGAUGCUUGACGGUACUCGAACUGGCGUUGAAAAAUAUCACAUGAUUAUUUUUAGCUCUGUAAAUAACUGGUUAGGUUAUAUCCGGUUUAGUGUUGAUAGGUUUUUGAGUACAUACAUACACACUUCCAAUCUAUGUAGCAAGUUUUAAACGCAGUUUCAAAAUCGAAUUCUAGACUGCAUUGGUAGGUAAUUAAAAUAUUUGAGUCUAAUAAACAGAAAAAUACAUGAAC
Molecule: messenger RNA, 2174 nt
Organism: Malaya genurostris
Lineage: Eukaryota; Metazoa; Arthropoda; Insecta; Diptera; Culicidae
Gene: Sac1
Product: phosphatidylinositol-3-phosphatase SAC1
Exons: 6
Coding region: 175-1953 (592 amino acids)
Biological process (GO): phosphatidylinositol dephosphorylation
Cellular component (GO): endoplasmic reticulum
Molecular function (GO): phosphatidylinositol-4-phosphate phosphatase activity
Source: RefSeq, a predicted model, not a curated record